UCAGUUGUCACUGUCACUAUGUGACUAUUGCUUAACCAAAGGCUUAUUUAUCUAUUGUAACCUUAAAUAUAAUCGAAUGCAGAUUGAAUAAGCUUUGGAAUGAAACCGUGAUUAUAUUACAUUUUACCAAGUAAUAUACUAUGAAACAUAGUAUCCUUUAAAAUUUUAUUUACGUGAUGGCGACUAAAAAAGCAACGUCCUGGUUUUUAACUGAGCGCGGUCGCAAGUUUUCAUUUUUUGUACUCACCGGCUCAGGAAUUGGUCUUAUGGCAGCAAGAUUUGUUCCAAAUACUUUACUUAUAUCGAAAUACAAAGAUUUCGUACAAUAUUACAGUAAUGGAAAGCCGGUAGAAUUACCAGAGAAAAUUAAUCAACUUCAUCAGAAAUGUUUGGAUGUUCUUAAUAUAUCAAAUGUUCAUAGAAAACUGAUCUCACCCUUCAGUGUAUAUGGCUACGAUUUAUUUCAUGCUGGUUGCUCCAGUUCUAAAUUUGGCAUGCUAGUGGGUAUUCCAGUGAAUUUCUCAUACAAAACAGAAGAAGAUGUGAAGAAAGAUAAUAUACAGGUAAACCAAAGAUCAGUUGACUGGACUUCCGAAGUCGGCCAGAAGCUCGCAGAAUCUCUAGUAUUGCCUGAAAAAGUGCAGCAGUUUGCGAUAUGUAGAGAAAUAUUAAUGGCACUUAAUAAUAAAGUAAUAUACGAAUCGACUUAUCCGUUCGCGUGUAUAUUCCUCGCCUAUAAUCUCGCAACGUAUUUAAAUAGAAGGCUUAAUUUGUAUAGAGCCCCUGUAGCAACGAGGGGAAUGUUGUACUCGUUAAUCGGUAUGUUUAGUACAGGUUUAUAUUUUCUUAUGAAGGAUAUGACAGAAGUACAUUAUGAAACAGAAACUGAUAAGAAACUUUGCGAAUUAGGGCGAGAUUAUAUUGAAAGCGGGGUAAUAUUUUACGAUAAAUUACUACAAAGAAAUCAAGCACUGAGGGUUUUGAUGGGAAAUGAAGGGCAAAAGAAGUACAGUGUGCAUGGUAACGAGAAUUUUGGCCUCCGACAACCACGAGUAGCGCUCGUGCACAGAAAACAAUAUUUCGAAGAGAGAUUGAAAGAAAUUACCCAAGAAGAGUCUUCAGACGAUGCUAUAACGGAACAGGAAAUCUGAAAUUUAAAAUGGAAAGGUAUGACAAAAUUUGCUAACCCGACUCUAAGGCGUUUCUAAAUAAACCGGGCGGAAAAGCCGCGAUGCUUCGCAAGCCCAUAAGACUUGCCACAACACAAACGACGCUAAAGUAAAAGAGGAGCGACUUCACGUUGCCGUUAAGUACUGCGCGCGUGUUUUUUUAUGGAUGGAUAAAGGCACUCUUAAUACCAGCCUUUUGGAGUCUUCCGUCUCUUACCAGCCAAAUUUAUUAUCUGUGCAUAAUUAUUAUUUGCUUGACGAAAAGACGAAUUCAUAAUAAAUACUAGCAGUAAUUUAAAUGUAAGAGUGCAUUUUUUUAAGUAAUCCAAUAUACAGGGUCAUUUUGACAUCGCGUUACUAAAUGAAACCACAUACUUGUCAACUUGGAAAUAACACAAUACUUUACAAGGUUACUUAAACCGCAGGUGUGAAAUAAAAAAUAAUGAGUAUCGGACAAAAUAAAUACGAAUGAAAAGUAAUCUUAGUUUUCGCGCCCUAAAGGUAAAUGGCUGUACUAUAAGGUGUCCCUAAUUCGUCACAGCGGCAACAUCACGCUUCCAGUUAGAAAUAGUCACGCAUACGCCAUAUUCGCACUAAACUAUUAAAUCAUCGUAAGCCCUGAAAAGUAAAACUGGAAUUUUUACUAUAAAUAUUCGUUAUUCAUGGAUGAUUUUUAAUAUAGUAUUAGUAGAGGUAGAGACGAGUACAAAGUUUCAUUUAUUAACGCAAUGACAAAAUAAACAGGGACAUUUUAUACAGAUAAAAGGCGGGUAUUCUGGGUAUUCGCUUCAAUAAAGCCUUAAAGUCAAUGCAUUCAAUGAAAAUUAUAUUAUUUAUUUAUAUUAUGUUAGCAAAAUAAUAACUCCUAUGUAGAAUAGCUGAUUAAAGGAAUCAAUGGAAAACACUG
Messenger RNA from Manduca sexta (tobacco hornworm), 2076 nucleotides. Its product is annotated as transmembrane protein 177-like. The transcript is spliced from 4 exons. Bases 177 to 1151 code for a protein of 324 amino acids. NCBI's taxonomy places the organism in Eukaryota, Metazoa, Arthropoda, Insecta, Lepidoptera, Sphingidae. The record is from RefSeq and is a predicted model, not a curated record.